Nezara viridula (southern green stink bug) is the source of this 525-nucleotide messenger RNA. The record is from the annotation of a GenBank genome assembly. NCBI's taxonomy places the organism in Eukaryota, Metazoa, Arthropoda, Insecta, Hemiptera, Pentatomidae.
AUGAUAUGUCCGUCUCACCUUUACGUCACUGAUGGAGUGGGAUCCAUGGUUCAAAACAAAAAACAAAACCUUUAUCGUUUAUGCUUCGGAGAAAAUGGCCGCUCUCCGCCCUUGUACAGCCUGAGGAACAAUACUCUGGUUUGUGUCCAUGGGCUCCUCAUGUACGAUCCCGCGUCGGAGCAAGACGCUACAAUGUUCACAGCUGUUACAGAUGAAGAAUGGAAUGCUCUGAUUGGUUUCUUUUAUGUUGACUUGGAGAUCAGCGUAACCUACGGAGCCAGUGAAUUCGAAAUAAUUGAAACUUCUCCAAGUAAGGAAGAGGAGUGUUGGGGAAGACUCGAGGAGGAGGAGGAACCUCCUCAAGUAAAUGGGGUUCCUAUGCAAAUCCCAGCCAACUGCCUGAGACUAAUGAUGUUUCAUCAACACUCGGAGAUGUUUCUCUUACCUCCGGCUCUCCUGAUUCAAUUAUCACCUCCUCUGUCCUCCCAUUUAUUAUAUAUUGUUCUUCAGUCGGCUCUGUUCUAA